Molecule: messenger RNA, 663 nt
Organism: Anthostomella pinea
Lineage: Eukaryota; Fungi; Ascomycota; Sordariomycetes; Xylariales; Xylariaceae
Source: the annotation of a GenBank genome assembly
AUGUUUGGGUACCCUCUGGUGACGGGUCGGGGUACUCUGGAUCGUACUGAGCACUGGAGUUCGAGCUGGGCUGAGCAGUUCACAUACCUGCUCAAGGACCUUAUCAACCUGGACAAUCAGAUGAACCGCCCUUGGCCCGAAUACGACAGCGCCUGUAAGCAGCUGAUUGACCACGUCAUACCAAGGCUCCUGGGAGCAUUGCAAUCGGAGGGCCGCAGGAUAAUACCUGUGCUGUGUCACGGAGACCUGUGGGAGGGCAAUGUGGGAACAGAUAGGGAGACUGGGGAAAUCAUCAUAUUCGAUCCUGACGAGUGCAUGUAUGCACACAACGAGAUCGAGUUCGCGACAUGGCGCUCCCGCUGGGCAACUCAUUUCAAGUCACACAAAUACAUUGAGGCGUACCAGCAAGAAAUCAAGCCAUCGGAGCCAGCGGAGAAAUGGGGUGAUCGCCAACGACUCUAUUCAAUCAAGACAGUGCUUGGUGACUCGGCAGGUCAUCCUGGAAGCAACUCAAGAAAUGUAGCAUACAAUGACAUGCUGUACCUGUGCGAGAAAUAUGCGCCUCUCGAAAGGCUCGAGAAAUACAACCCUGAGCAGGACAUCAGCAUCAGAGGAGUUCGAGAGGCCUAUGAUGUUAUGGCUGGAACAAACUCGGAUCUCUGA